Alternaria rosae is the source of this 1778-nucleotide messenger RNA. RefSeq lists its product as uncharacterized. NCBI's taxonomy places the organism in Eukaryota, Fungi, Ascomycota, Dothideomycetes, Pleosporales, Pleosporaceae. Gene Ontology annotation, molecular function: single-stranded DNA binding; single-stranded DNA 3'-5' DNA exonuclease activity. Bases 161 to 1606 code for a protein of 481 amino acids. The record is from RefSeq and is a predicted model, not a curated record. Gene Ontology annotation, biological process: resolution of meiotic recombination intermediates. The transcript is spliced from 4 exons.
CAGCUGAUUUUGGGGUGGAUGGUGUGACUUCCUCAUAUUGGUUCCGACGUGGGUCGCAGCCUACGCAUACAGCGGGAACGCUCCUGCUUCGAUCCUCACCUCCUCAAACUCACCACGGCUACCUCGAUCCCAACACCGCGAGCUUGUACCACACGAGAAAAUGCCAGCAUCUUCGUCAAUACAAUCUCACUUCUCAUCCUCACCGACAAAAAGCAGCGGUAUCUCCAUCAUAGAGGAAGUGCAGUGCACUCCUGCGGCAGGAGCGACCACAGCAAGUACAUGGGCUCCCACUCUCGACUAUGAGGAAGCCGACCUAGGAACACUUGAACCUGGCCCUUGUAACCUCACCCUCAUGGGUCGCGUCGUCUACUUCAACGACCAGUCCAAACCCAGCAAAUCACACAAAGCAGCUCAAGGAUGCAUCAAAGUCUUACUUGCAGACGACACCGGGGUACUCACCGUGCGCCUUUGGUAUGCUGACACCCUGUACAAGCUCAAGCUUGGCCAGCUGCUUAGCGUGUGGACGGUACAUAUCUCGAACUCCUCAGAGUACAACUCACUAGCACCAAAUACCGCACCGCUAUUUACUACAAUAUUCCCCGAAGGUGAGAGACACUGCCAUGUCAUGGUGCAUGAGAAUAGCGACGAUGGGACAAGGUUCAAAAGACCGUAUGGUGUGAGGGACAACAGAGGUCUGAGUGGGUUGAUGACACUGAAGACGUUUACUGAUGGUGGUUAUGAUGUCGACGAGCCGAAAUUACUGGUAUGCGUCAAGAGUAUUGGCGCACGGAAAAAGUACAUAAAUCGCAACAGCACAACCUCUGAACUCAUAACACUCGGCAUCUUCGACGACACAUCUGACGGCCUCCUCACCCUAUACUCCUCAAUGUGCGACUCGGCCUCUCUGUUCGUCCCCUCAGAGACUGUCCUUCUCAUCUCGAACCCUGGGUGGCGUAUCGACAAGAUGGCCAAGCUCACAGUCAGCGGCAACUCACGUGUCGACAUUGAUCCAGACAUGGGUGGUGCACGGCGGUUGAGAGCCCUAGCACAAAGACGGACGAAGAAAGAACAUGUCAAUCUGCCGUUCCCCAUCGCUGACGAUGUAGUUGAGGGGUUCGAGAAUGCAGCUGUGAGAGCAUUGUACACACUUGCGGAUGUGGAUGAUGUCGCUCGCUCGCUGUCGAACAAAAGGUCCAAAGAAACCAUCGCUGGGUACCUUAGCGUUAUCAUCACGGAACUCAAUAUCGUUACGCCGUUCAAACGCAACAUGCUCAUGAGUAAUGAGUGCUGUGGUAUACCCAUCUUCGCCAACAGCACACAGGUCAUGUGUAAGCAGUGUGAGAAGUUUGUCGAACUGAGAAUCAACCCUAGGAUACUUGGUCCCCUCCUCGACGAAACUGGUCAAAUCAGCAGCGGUAAGCUUAUUCUCUCGGACGCCGCAUGGACCCAAUUGCUCGGUCGCUCGCCAGAGCAGCUCAUCGAUACCCGGCUUGAAGUCCUUCGUUACCUGGAACAGCGCCUUCUUUUCUUACGUAUUUCGAUGGGGUUUGUGUUGAGGUUGGAAGAUGAGAUUGGGAGGUUGACUGUGUGGUGUGUUAAGAGCUGAGUGAGAGUGACAGUGGGAGGAGACGGAGACAGAUGAAGAGGAUGUAAGCUGGAUCUAGGGUUCUGGAAACGAGAUCUGUCAUGACAUUUCAAGAAUGUUCGAGCGCACUACUAUGACCGAACGAGUUGCCUGGCGUGGCUCAGAAUGGGUGUAGUGGUAUUCCUUCUCGAAA